Molecule: messenger RNA, 7070 nt
Organism: Selaginella moellendorffii
Lineage: Eukaryota; Viridiplantae; Streptophyta; Lycopodiopsida; Selaginellales; Selaginellaceae
Product: calpain-type cysteine protease DEK1
Exons: 32
Coding region: 446-6751 (2101 amino acids)
Biological process (GO): proteolysis
Cellular component (GO): cytoplasm
Molecular function (GO): calcium-dependent cysteine-type endopeptidase activity
Source: RefSeq, a predicted model, not a curated record
UGCCCUAGCACCAAUGCGGCUCCUAAAGGCGCUUGUCCUUCCUGCAUUCUUGCCCUAGCCCAGGAGGCGCCGGGAGCGCGAGCGCGAGCCAGCGCCAGCGCCAGCAUCAGGGCGGGAGGGUAUCGAUUGCAGCAGCUCCAGGGCGCCUGGAAUCUCUCAGGGUUUUGGCAGCAGUGAGCUGCGAAUCGCUUCGCGCGCUAGCUAUCGGUCUGCAUUCUCGGUUUGUGGGAGUGGAGGGAGGGGUAGAUUUCGAUUUCCUUGGGAUGGAAGCAGGAGGGUAGGAUGGUUCUUCCAGCUUAGAUUAGGAUAAACUGGAUUUGAUCUUAUGACGCUCGCUACAUUCUCCGGCCAGUACCCAAGUGGUGCUGCCCAAGAGUGCUGCAAACUCAUGGUCUGCAGGCAUAGGGACUGGAGUGUGAAUGAAGCAGGCUGAGGGGUCUGGGCAAUGGGAGACUCCAUUGAAGCAGGAGAUCAGCACAGCCUGAUCGUGUUGUGUGCCGUCUGUGGCACGCUCUUCUCGGUGCUCAGUGCCUUGUCCGUUGGUAUCUUGUUUGGAGUGAACUGGAGACCUUGGCGAAUUUACAGCUGGGUAUUUGCUCGAAAAUGGCCUUCUUGCUGCCAAGGAUCAUACCUGAGCAUUGCCGCAGCAUUACUGGCAUUAACAGCAUGGCUCAUUGUCCUGUCACCUGUGGCGGUUCUGGUGACUUGGGGUGUGAAGCUGAUUAUAUUGCUGGAUCGGGAUACGAUCGGUCUGGCUGUUAUUCUGCCAGGGACUGCGCUUUUGUUGGCGUUUUAUGCGAUCAUGCUUUGGUGGAGGACACAAUGGCAAAGCUCACGUGCGGUAGCGGUUCUUCUUUUGCUAGCGGUCUCGUUUCUAUGUGCAUACGAGUUCUCCGCGGUGUAUUGUAUGCCUGAACCCCCCGAUCCUAAGGAUGCCGCUCUUCAGAAGCCUCGCAAAACAUGUCACCUGGCUCUUCUCUAUUCUGGAUCAAUUGUGGGUUUGGUGGCCUAUUCCAUUUUGUAUGCACUCACAGCUCAAAAAGUUCGUUGGCUUGGAGGAGUGACUUCGGCUGCAGUCAUAAUCCUCGAUGCGAAUGUGGGAGCUUGCCUGUUCGGCUUCCAAUUACUAAAAAGCCGGGUUGUGGCUCUUUUCGUGGCUGGCAUUUAUAGAGUAUUUUUAAUAUGCUUUGGUGUUCACCUCUGGUAUCUUGGUCACUGUGUGAGCUAUGCGGUAGUGGCCUGUGUUCUUCUUGGAGCUGCUGUCUGCCGACAUUUAUCUGUUGUCAGUCCUUCGGCAGCAAGAAGGGCUGCGUUGCAGCCGACUGUUAUACGCUUGAGAGAAGGCUUCAGGAAGAGGGGUGGAAGUUCCUCUAGUUUUUCAGAGGGUAGGGAUUCCAGUGCAAAGCGCAGUAGCAGUGUGGAAGCAACGCAGAUUGGAUUAGCAUUUGAGGCCAUGAAUAGGAGCUCGGUUAAAUGUCAUCAAGAAGGAAAUGGAACCUGGUCUCAUCAGUCAGGUGCAGCAGUUGUAAAUGAAGAUAGCACAGAAAGUUCAGGAACAGGGAAGGCUUUGGAAAUAUCCAGGUCGUUCGCAGGUUUAGCUAGCGCAUUCCAUGGUUCUGUUCAUCAUCCUACAGGUUUACACCCAGAGUUUGGCGACAAGAAGGUGGUCGUCACUGAAUGCCAUAAGACUUUUACGUCUGGACCAACUGGUGUAGAGGGGCCAAGCAUAGAGUCCAGUGCCUCUGGGACACAGGUGUUGGAGCACCAUGGUUUAGACCCAAGCCUCGCGCUAGCCUUUCAAGAAAAGCUGAACGAUCCAAGAUUGGCAUCUAUGCUAAAAGGACGAAAUUUUGAUCUGAAGCGAAAACCAGGUGAACAGGACCUGACUACUUUGCUGGAAGAUAAAGGUCUUGAUCCAAACUUUGCUGUCAUGCUCAAAGAGAAGGGUUUAGAUCCAACAAUUUUAGCUUUGUUGCAACGCAGUAGCCUCGACGCUGAUAGGGACCACAGGGACAAUAGUGAAGUUGCGACUACUGCUCCCAGCCAGUCACAGAAUGCUGUCUCUGAAGAGGCUUGGGCAGAGGAAUUGCGUCGUCAGCGAGUGGAAAGAUGGGUUCAACGAAGCUCGAUGCUAGUACAGCUUUCAGCGGGCACUCCGGAACGUGCAUGGUUACUCUUCAGCGUGUUUUUUGUUUUGGAAACUGUUAUCAUUGGAGUCUUCCGGCCCAACAGUGUAACAGUGAUAAACGCAACGCAUGAGCAGUUCGAGUUUGGAUUUUCUGCUCUACUGCUUCCGCCUGUAUUUUGCUCGCUGCUAGCAUUUCUUCGAUCCCUUCAAGCGGAGGAGAUGAUAUUGACUGCAAGACCAAGAAAAAUUGGUGCUAUUGCAUGGGUUUUGUGUACAUCUGCAGGCUUGCUCCUUGCAUUUCUCAGCAAAUCGUCAAUCUUACUUGGUUUAGCUCUGACGGUACCUUCAAUGACCGCGACCCUGGCAAUUGCCCUUCCAAUAUGGGUCCGUAAUGGAUUCAGGUUCUACAUUCCUGUUGAUGGAGGUGCUCAUUGCAGCCUGAAGUCCAAAGAAGGAAUUAUGAUGACAGUUGCCAUCGCCAUUUGCGUGACUAGUAUUUUUGCUCUUGGGGUAAUUAUUUCGUUCAAGCCUCUGGAUGACUUGGAGUACGCUAGUGCUGUAUGUGACAUCUCAUCCUCUGGGUGCCCAUAUGCAUCGUCGUUCUAUAUUGGCUGGGCUGUAGCUGCAUCGUUUGCUUUAGUCCUUGCUGGUCUGCUCCCGGCCGUGUCUUGGUUCGCAACGUACAGGUUUUCUCUCUCCUCGGCAGUUUGUGUUGGCCUUUUUAUUGUGGUUUUACUUACAUUUUGCGGAGGCUCAUAUUUGGUAGUACUUCAAUCUCGAGAAGGCAACAUCCCCUUGGAAAUAGAUUUCUUAGUAGCUCUAUUACCUCUAAUCUGUAUACCCGCUAUGUUUUCUCUCGGCUGUGGUCUUUACAAAUGGAAGGAUGAAGGAUGGCACCUCUCGAAGGGAGUCUAUAUCUUUGUCGGCAUUGGCCUUAUUUUGUUGCUUGGCGCGAUCUCUGCUGUUAUAGCCACUAUCAAUCCGUGGAUGGUUGGUGUGGCCUUUCUUCUGUUUCUACUUCUUCUUAUCCUGGCGAUUGGUGUUAUACAUCAUUGGGCCUCUCACAAUUUCUACAUGACACGUCUCGAGACGCUCUUGGUUUGUUUAGCAGCUUUUGUAUUGGCCUUGGCAGCGUUUCUUGUGGGACUUCUAGCAGAUGAACCUUUCGUUGGAGCGUCCGUGGGUUACUUUUCGUUUUUGUUUCUGCUUGCUGGACGGGCUCUUACAGUCCUACUAUCUCCACCAGUAGUGGUGUACUCACCUCGAGUGCUACCCGUUUAUGUAUAUGAUGCCCAUGCUGAUUCGGCAAAAAAUGUCAGUGCUGCAUUUUUGGUCCUGUACUGCGUCGCUUUGGCAGCUGCUGGCUGGGGCGUAGUUGCAAGCUUGGAAAUCUAUCCUCCCUUUGCUGGAGCUGCAGUGUCCGCUAUUACGCUUGUAGUAGCGUUUGGUUUUGCCGUUUCAAGACCUUGCAUCACCUUGAAGAUGAUGGAUGACGCUGUUCAGUUUCUAGGCAAGGAUACUAUAGUACAAGCGAUCGCACGAUCUUCCACGAAGACAAGGAAUGCACUGUCUGGAACUUAUUCAGCUCCACAACGGUCUGCUAGUUCCGCUGCCCUUCUGGUUGGCGACCCCACUGUUCCGCGGGAUAAAGCAGGGAAUUUUGUGCUACCAAGGGCUGAUGUUUUGAAGCUUCGAGAGCGUCUGCGCAAUGAAGAGCGUGCCGCUGGUCUUUGGUGGCGCAAGAAAAAACGAAGCUCAAAAUAUCGUCACGAGCCAUCCCCUGAUGUUGGAUUUCGAAGAAAAAUGUGUGCACAUGCCCGGAUACUUACGCUUGAGGAGGCCAUUGAUACUGAAUGGGUCUACAUGUGGGACAAGUUUGGAGGAUACUUGCUUCUAAUACUCGGCCUUGCCGCGAAGGCUGAAAGAGUGCAGGAUGAGGUCCGCCUUCGGCUUUUUCUUGACAGUAUUGGCUUCUCUGAUCUUAGCGCAAAGAAAAUUCACAAGUGGACACCAGAGGAUCGCAAGCAGUUCGAGUUGGUUCAAGAAAGCUACAUGAGAGAAAGAGAAAUGGAGGAGGAGCUUAUUUUUCAGCGGCGUGAGGAGGAAGGCAAAGGAAAAGAGAGAAGAAAAGCUUUGUUGGAGAAAGAAGAGCGGAGACGGCGGGAAAUGGAGGCCUCCGUAAUAUCGUCUGUACCGGAUGUUGGAAGCAAAGAAGCAGCAGCCAUGGCUGCCGCUGUUCGUGCUGUGGGUGGUGGGGACCUUUUGGACGAGUCCGGAACGCAUGUUUCCAGUAUUGCUCGUCGUAUACUCUCGGCUCAAAGGGCCCGCCGCGCACAACAGACCGGGGUGCCGGGGGCAAUUUGCGUGAUAGAUGAUGAACCGCGCACUACCGGACGACACUGUGGCACGAUCGAUGCUGCGGUGUGCGGAUUCAAGUCCAUCACAUGUUCCGCUGCGAUAAUGGUUCAACCACAGUCGGGGCCUGUCUGCAUUCUAGGCACAGAAAGCUGCCAGAAGAUAUGUUUGGAGAUACUUAUAGCUGGUGCCGAGCAGAACUUAGAGUCGGGACAAGUAGGAAUCAGGCUCGUACUGAAAGGUCCUGGCCACACCAUGACAGUCAGGGAGAGAAACAUUGGCAACACUGACAUUGCGGAUGGGAGGUGGCACACUGUUGCAGUCACGGUUGAUGCUACCACUGGAGAAGUUGCAGCAUACUUGGAUGGUAUGCUGGAUGGCACACAAAGUGGUUUGCAAAUACCAGUGGAAGGGGGCAUCUGGCAACGAGAGACAGAGGUGUGGGUUGGCUCUCGGCCUCCCAUGGACUUGGACGCUUUUGGAAGAUCUGAUAGUGAAGGCGUGGAGGCAAGCAUGCACAUAAUGGAUGUUUUUCUUUGGGGGAGGUGCCUGAAAGAGGAGGAGCUCCUCACCGUACAUAAUGCGAACGUAGCCGAUUACAGUGUGGAGGACUUACCCGAUGAUGACUGGCAAUCCGGGGACUCACCUAUUCGAUUGGAUGACUGGGGAAGUGAAGCUGCUGACUUAGAUCUUUAUGAUAGAGAAGAAGGGUACUGGGAAGAACAGGCCGUAGGUCGGAAGAGAAAACCUGACAAGGACUCGGUAGUGAUAGAAAUGGAUUAUUUGACUAGGAAGCUGAGGAGGCCAAGAGCAGAAACGAAUGAGGAAGUCAACCAGCGAAUGCGGUCAGUUGAACUGGCUGUCAAAGAGGCCCUUGCGGCGAGAGGAGAGUUGCAGUUUACGGAUCAGGAAUUUCCUCCCACCAACCAAUCAUUGUUCAUCAACCCCGAGCAACCUUUGCCGAAGUUACAGGUUGUUCAGCAGUGGGUUCGUCCAGCCGAACUAGUUCGGGACAUCGGAACAAAUGCAAGACCCCGUCUCUUUGAAGGCUUCACAAAGCCUGCUGACGUUUGUCAGGGCCGUCUUGGAGACUGCUGGUUUUUGAGUGCCGUCGCUGUUCUGACUGCGGCGUCGCGGAUUUCGGAGGUUAUUAUCACUCCGGAGUACAAUGAGGAGGGCAUAUACACUGUUCGGUUUUGCAUUCAGGGUGAAUGGGUGCCAGUCGUUGUGGACGACUGGAUUCCUUGUGAGUUCAAGGGCAAGCCAGCAUUUGCAACCAGCAGGAAGCGACAUGAGCUCUGGGUGUCUGUGCUGGAAAAGGCAUACGCUAAGCUUCACGGCUCGUAUGAGGCUCUGGAAGGAGGACACGUCCAGGAUGCUCUUGUGGAUUUAACCGGUGGAGCGGGCGAGGAAAUCGAUUUGACGAGUGCACAAGCGCAACUGGAUUUAGCCAGUGGACGACUCUGGUCCCAGCUACUACGUUUCAAGCAGGAAGGCUUCUUGCUUGGAGCUGGCAGUCCUUCCGGUUCGGAUGCUCACGUUUCGGCCAGUGGUAUUGUUCAAGGCCAUGCUUACUCUCUGCUACAGGUGCGGGAGGUGGAUGGGCAUAAGCUCGUUCAAAUAUGCAAUCCGUGGGCGAAUGAAGUCGAGUGGAAUGGACCUUGGUCCGACUCUUCUUUGGAAUGGACAGAUCGAAUGAAGCACAAGCUAAAAUACUCACCACAGGCGCAGGAUGGAGUCUUUUGGAUGUCAUGGCAAGACUUCCAGUUGCAUUUUCGGUCCGUAUAUGUCUGCCGCAUUUAUCCCCCGGAGAUGAGAUACUCGGUGCGAGGACAGUGGCGUGGAGGAACUGCUGGUGGCUGCCAAGACUUCGACUCUUGGCAUUAUAAUCCACAGUUUAGGCUCAAAGCUGUGGGCUCAGACGCACGAAAGCCUGUUCACGUGUUUGUGACACUCACCCAGGGUGUCCACUUCUCAUCUCGCAAACGAGCCGGGUUUGAAUAUCAAUCCAGUGGAGACACCUCAAUGUUCUAUAUUGGCAUGAGGAUCUUGAAAACUCGAGGAAAGCGUGCCAAGUACAACAUCUUCAUGCACGAGUCAGUUGGGGGCACAGAUUACGUCAACUCGAGAGAAAUUUCUUGCGAGAUGGUGCUGGAACCUGAUCCAAGGGGUUACACGAUUGUUCCAACAACGUUCGCUCCACACCAGGAAGCACCGUUCGUACUGUCCGUCUUUACAAAAGCGUCCAUCACAUUGGAACCCCUGUGAUCCACUCACUGCGUGAAUCUGUGCUCCGUGGCGCCAGAGAGGUCGGUGCUGCUGCUUUGCACGAGACACCAUCGAAUGCGGAGAAAGAAGAUACUGGGAGAUGAGAUGACACGAGCCUCUUGAGUGGAAGCUUGUCUGGGUUUUGCUCCAGUUUUUGGCUUCCAUGCAAGUGGAGAAGAGGAAUCUGUACAUAGAUUCGGUUUUUGUAUAAUCUGAGACACUAGCUUUAACCAACCAUGCUCUAGUUUGAAAGUGAAAAAGACCAUGGGCAUAUUGUCUUUUUGAUUCUGAUUUAAAGUAACUCCACAACAUCAAAACA